CCGCCGCCGAGUGUCAGUUUCUGCGCCGCCGCCUGCGGUCUCCCCGCUGUGGGCUGCCGGCCGUCGCGAGUCUCCGUCCCCGCCGCCGCCGCCGCCACCGCCGCCGCCGCGGGCCCGCGCACCUCUCCGCGCGCCCGCCCCGCCGAGCCGGCGCGGGCCGCGGGUCCCAGCGGCCACUGCCCGGCGCGCAGAUGGCGCACUCGGCGGCCGCCGCGCCGCUGGGCGCGCUGGAGCAGGGCUGCCCCAUCCGCGUGGAGCACGACCGCCGGCGCCGCCAGUUCACCGUCCGGCUCAACGGAUGUCACGACCGGGCCGUCCUGCUCUAUGAGUACGUGGGCAAGCGGAUCGUGGACCUGCAGCACACCGAGGUCCCCGACGCCUACCGCGGGCGUGGCAUUGCCAAGCACCUCGCCAAGGCUGCUCUGGACUUCGUGGUGGAGGAGGACCUGAGGGCCCAUCUCACAUGCUGGUACAUCCAGAAGUACGUCAAGGAGAACCCCCUGCCGCAGUACCUGGAGCGCCUGCAGCCAUAACCCCGGCCCCGCAGGGCGGGAGCCCUCCGUGCCAGACCUCUCCCUGCGGCCUUCGCCCGGGCCCUCCACGUGCUCUCAGGAAACCCGGCCCCCGCGGGGGACAGACUCAGAGUUAUUUUUGUAAGGACACUCAGCUGUGGCCCCUGGAGGCUGCUGGCGGGGGAUGGGCAGUGGUCCAGCAACCCCGGUAGAGGGGUGGCCAGGUCGCCAAGGGCCCGGCCACUCCCCCUCCACAGACGCUGGCUGGCUUCUCAGAAGGCCUCCCCAGCCGUUUGCGGGCGGGCCUCCUGCCAGGACCGGAGUGCGCUCAGGGGUGUCCCCGUGGCCAGUCUGGGGCCCACCUGCUGUUCCCAGCUCCGUGAUUGGCAGCAGGGCCAGUGUGGGGCCCCCUCUGCCACCACCUAGGUCUGUGUCCUUUCUGCAGAUGAGGAGGGUGUCCCCUGAGUGGAGAGGAGCAAUAAGAAACCUCGUGUGCCAACUUCCCGGGGGCGUAGCACCCAGCCACGGCUGCCACCAGCACCACCCCUCCUCUUCCUCGAGCUCAUGUGCCCUGGCUCUGGGGGGGGCAGGCCAAGGCGAAGGGCGAGCCUCCCUCAUGUGCAAAGCCCUGAAUGGGUGCACACGUGAGCACACAUGCACACACACACACGCACGCACGCACACACGCAUACGUGCACACACACAGGACACUGUGCAGGGCUGUACAUCAGCGGAGGGAGCGCUGGGUGUUCUCUCCAUCGUACCUGUUCCCUUCACUCCUUGCCCCCUGGUCUGUCAGCUCUGCAGGAAAUCGACACCCCCUCACCCUCCUCUGCUCCCCACAACCUCCCCGGCCCUGUGGCUGCCCUCCCUGUUUGGCCCGUCUGCCUGAAGACAGCUCCAAGUGUGGCCUGAGCACCCAGCACUGGGAAGCCCCCCUUCACCGGCCUCUUGGCCACCUGUCUCUUUCUCAGAGACGACUCUUAUUGAAGCUCGAGUAGGAGGGAGGCAAACUGUCCUCCAGAAACCGUCCUCACCACCCAGUGGGAAGAGACAUUGCUGUGGAGGGAUUUCCUUCGUGGCAGCUGGAUAUCAGAGCAUCUUUUCUCUUUCGUGGCAAGCUGGUGGCCGGGCACAUUCUGUGGCCUGGCUGGAAUUCCAGGGUCCCUCCCAGACCAACUUCGCUGGCCUGGGAGGUGCACAUCAGCACCCUUUGUUCUGCUGGCCUUGUGAGCUGGGUAGGGCUCUGGGUCCUGAUCUGUGCCCUACUUCCCACAAGGUCGAAUCCAUGCUGUUCCUCUGUGGGGCUGAGGGGAGACCCUGGGGUCAGAGUCCCUUUGGGGCUGAGAUGUCAGUUAACAGCACAUCUGGAGGGGUAUUCUGUCCCCCCUAGGCCUCUGGCUGGGGGUGGGCUUGGGGAGGUGUGUGUGCUGGGGGCACCAGUUGCCACGGUGACCCCUCCCUUUUCUCUGGCUUACCAUGGCAUCCAUUGGCCUGUGGUCACCUUUUCCACUCACCUCUUCGCUUCCAGUCUGCACCAAGCUCACCACCAUCACUAUGGCCGCUCAGGGGCCCAGCUCAGACAUUUGCACAGACACCUUCGUACCCAGCGGCAGGAACAUCUAGAUCAGCAGGCGCACAGAGGCCUGACAGCCUGCCCACUGGGGGUCCCUGAGCCCCAGAGAGGCACUGUCGUUAGCAUCCCCCACCCACUCCACACGCCAGCCCCCGGCCCCGCCCUGGCCUCCAAGAAUUCCCUGAGUGCUGAGGACAGCCCUCACUUUCCUGCCAUGCUCCUUAGCUCUGUUUGCCAAGGGCUAUCGUGAGGACCCAGAGAAGCCCCCUGGCCUCUGCUGUGCUGGGGGGGGGGGGUUUCCUGGGGAGGAAGAACUGUGGCAGGAAGCAGGCCCGGCUGCCAGUUCCCCUCCAAGGCUCUGGGUAUCAUCCCUGGUGCAGUUUGAGGAAGGAGCGGGUCGUAGGAUCUGGGCCUUCUCCCUCUGACUCCCGCAGCCGUGGGGUUAGGGGUCCCCUCCCACUCCCUACCCGCACAUGCUUUCCCAAGGUCAAGCACAGACUCAGUCAUAAAAUCUCCUCCCCAGUAGCUUCAGCAAGCUGCUGCCACCUCCCUCGAUGGCCUGCAGGGUGAUGUGAGUACCAGGAGGGCACCUGGCCCCCCGGGGCCUCCCGGCCCAUCCAUGGGAGGGUGCCCUGCAGCAGUGACAGAGCCCAGGGCAAGCAGGGCAUACAGGAGCAGAGAGCCGGGUGGCAUCAAGAGAGAGCAGCCCUGUUCCAGUCCCCAGUGUGUCCCAGCCCGAACCUGUGUUCCUACAGCAGGUGACGUGCCACACUGGCCAGCACACACACGAAACACUUAGUACUUGAACCAGGAGAAAUGCAGGGUCUCGGGGGCCUUGUACAGCCCCAGGCCCAGGAACAGCUUGUCCCCACUUCCUGCAGGAGCGACCCGGAGCCUCUUCAACUCUGGCUGCCUUAAAGUACCAUUGCCCCCAUGCAGGGGUGCAGCUGCAGGGCCAGCCCGGCUCUCAGUCUUCAGCAGAGCCUCAAAGCUGCAACAGCCUGCUCUCUGAGGCUGGGACCCUGGUCUGAAGCAGAUGCGGGCCCUGGAGCCCCCAGCCCACCCCCACCGGCCUGCCCCCCUACCCCGGUGCUACUCAGUCUCUUCCACCAUCUGCGGAGUUCUGGGAGCCCUUGUCAGGAGGCAGGUCACAUGGGCCAGUUCCUGCACCACCCUGCAGGGGCCAGGGAAGCUCGGGGAUCCCACCUGGGUCCCCCUUCCAGCAGAAUGUCCCCAAAGGCUCUGCGCUCUCCUGCCGUGUCUCACUUUGUGGGUUUUUCUUGCCCGGUGAAAAUAGGGGGUAACUCAUGUGCCUUUCUGACUCAGGACCUGUUCCAGGUGGUGUCUGGGCCGAGGCUGGUCUCCAGACGAACUCCCUUUUGUUAUUUUUCAAACUCCUGAACAGAUUGCAUGGCAUUCAUUUCAAUAAACGGUGUGACGUGG
Molecule: messenger RNA, 3531 nt
Organism: Hyaena hyaena (striped hyena)
Lineage: Eukaryota; Metazoa; Chordata; Mammalia; Carnivora; Hyaenidae
Gene: NATD1
Product: N-acetyltransferase domain containing 1
Exons: 3
Coding region: 192-533 (113 amino acids)
Source: RefSeq, a predicted model, not a curated record